CCUGCUUUUUCUUCGUGCACCACCAAAGCUUCCGCCCCAAGUCGGAGUUUCGUCUUUCCGAACUGAAAAACCUCACCGGGUUUUUCUUCGUCAUUGGCGCCGUUGAAUAUACUUUUCACUUUUUAUUUCUCGUAUUUCAGCUCCGUCCAAAUGAGAAGAUUCAGCUGGCUGGGGCUGGUUCAGCGGCAGUUACAGUCAUCAAUAGCUGUAGAAUCAGCAUGUACAUUGCAUCAGUCAUUCUGUAGACAAGCCUUGCACAGUUGCAGUUUGAAUGUUGGGAAACACGUUGAGUUUGCGGCAGGUGGAGUAUCAUUAAGACCGCGGUACAUUCAUGCUACAGGAUCAUGUUGCUCUGCAUCACGAGACUACUAUGAAAUUCUUGGUGUCCCUCAAAAUGCUAGCCGAGAUGAGAUUAAGAAGGCUUUUCAUGCUCUGGCAAAAAAAUAUCAUCCAGAUGCGAAUAGGAAUAAUCCUUCUGCUAAGAAGAAGUUUCAAGAGAUAAGAGAAGCUUAUGAGAUUUUAGGAGAUUCUAAAAAGAGGGAAGAAUAUGAUAGGCUGGGGACUAAUCAUACAGGGGAUAUGGAAUAUGAUCCUAGUGAUGCUGAGAGGUUUACACGUGCUUAUCGAACUCAUUUCUCUGAUUCUUUCCACAAAAUAUUCUCUGAGAUUUUUGAGGAGGAGACUGAUCAUUUUGCACCUGAUAUUGAGGUGGAGUUGAUACUCUCUUUUUCUGAAGCUGCUAAAGGAUGCACAAAGGAUAUGUCUUUUGAUGCAUUUGUUCCCUGUAAUUCUUGCAGUGGACGUGGCUAUCCCGUUGAUGCCAGAACAAGAAUUUGCUCGACUUGUAGGGGCGUAGGGAGAGUUACAAUUCCUCCAUUUACGUCAAUGUGUAGUACGUGUAAAGGGUCAGGACAGAUAAUUAAGGAAUACUGUAUGUCAUGCAAAGGAUCGGGGGUGGUUCAAGGCACAAAAAAUAUUAAAUUUACAAUUCCAGCAGGUGUGGAAUCUGGAGAUACAAUACGUGUGCCAGAUGCUGGUAAUGCAGGGGCACGAGGAAGUCGGCCUGGCAAUUUGUUUAUUAAACUGAAGGUUGCUGAUGAUCCGAUCUUUGCUAGAGAUGGUGCAGAUGUUCAUGUGGAUGCUAAUAUUAGCUUAACACAAGCCAUUCUUGGUGGUAAGAUUGAGGUGCCAACUCUGUCAGGCAAGAUACAAGUAAAAAUACCUAAAGGGGUUCAACCUGGACAAAUAGUUGUUUUAAGAGGGAAAGGACUUCCAAAGCCUGGUUUUCUUAUCGACCACGGGGAUCAAUAUGUGCAUUUUCGCAUUAAGUUCCCUAUUACAAUAAAUGAACGCCAGAGGGCUAUUUUAGAAGAAUUUGCAAUAGAGGAAAUUAAUAACGAAAGCAGCACUUCUACAGAAGGAAAUUGGCUUUAUCAGCAGCUCUCUACUGGUUGAACUUACAGGUGGCAGCAAAUUCUUGCACUUACUACAAGCUCUAAGUUUAUACUUCAGUUUUCUGCGCUGUUGCUGAUCAUGCUCUUGAUGAAGAAUGUGAUAGGUUAAACCGAGUCGACCUGAGUGGAGUUGGAUGAAGGUAAGAAUUCCAAUUGCUAAUGAAUACUAACAUGGAAGUUUGUCCUUGUCUCAUUUUUUUCGACUGGAGGUCCAUGUUGGUAGAGGUUAUCAAUACAAGCUGAUUGCAAAAUAAGUCGAUUGCUUUCCCCUUGGGUUUUCUGCAAUAUGGUAACCCCACUUACAUGAUACUGCUGUACAAGCACAUUUUGAUUUACUUCUAUAAUGAUAUAAAGUUAAUUGAUUUACUGGUGGGCAAAAGUUCCUUUUUGUUGACAAUCCAACAUAAUGUAUAAAUAAUUAGUUAGCGAUGCAGCAAGGGCAAUUAAGCCUUGUAA
Molecule: messenger RNA, 1910 nt
Organism: Carica papaya (papaya)
Lineage: Eukaryota; Viridiplantae; Streptophyta; Magnoliopsida; Brassicales; Caricaceae
Gene: ATJ1
Product: DNAJ heat shock family protein
Biological process (GO): response to heat; protein refolding
Cellular component (GO): cytoplasm
Molecular function (GO): heat shock protein binding; ATP binding
Source: RefSeq, a predicted model, not a curated record